AAGAAAACCUAUUUAAAUGGUGGUAUAAGUUUGAAAAAGAAUUCCCAAUACUCAGUAAAAUAGCAAGAAAUUACCUGUCGAUACAAGGAACUAGUGUUCCAAAUGAAUAUGCAUUUUCAAUUGCAGCUCAUACUGUUACAAAAAUUAGAAGUAAUCUUGCUCCAAAUUCA
This is a messenger RNA of Scutellospora calospora, 170 nucleotides long. NCBI's taxonomy places the organism in Eukaryota, Fungi, Glomeromycota, Glomeromycetes, Diversisporales, Gigasporaceae. The record is from the annotation of a GenBank genome assembly.